CGACUAAUUAAUCAUUCAUAUUUAUCGUACUUGCGCAAAGGACUUUUAUUUUGAAGUUACAUCUGCUCUUUCUUUAGUUCUUUAGUUCUUUAACUCUCUCUCUCUCUCUCUCUGCACUGACUCUGCUCUGAAAGUACCAAACAGUACACCGAGACAGGUGCAACAAGCCAUCACAGUCCAAUUUCAGAAGUGAUUUAAUCUCAUAAACAGCUUUUCUCAACCUGAAAGAAUGUUUCGCACCAAUGAGAGAGAUUGUGAUGAACUAUUCUAUAAGGGGAAGCACCUGAAGCUUGAAGAGCUCAAACAGAAGCGCAUCUCGAAUAAAUACCUCUAUAAUAAGCGGAUUCCAUCAAAACCUGAGGAUGUGGAAUUUAAAGUGUCGAACCUUCGGCAUGACACUAACCUCCAAGGAUACCAUGGCAUCUGGGAAUCUGAUGGGUUUAAAAAGCCGACACGAAGCGACUCACCAAGACGCGAUCUGGUUUGGUGGAGCCCAGACAUUUCGAGACAAGAAAUUACUAUAGCUGAGGAGCAAUAUUUGAAUGAGCAAGAAUUUGAAUACGAAGUGAAACCUUUCCUGCAUAGGUUUACCUCAUCCCCUGCCUUCCUGGCAUCCUCUCGCAUGGGGAAUUUCCGCUUCAGCAUGCCAAUCCAUGAGUUGCUAAAAAGCUACAAACAACAGUUCUGUGAAGGCCAGAAGCCCCACAUUCGUGUUUUUGAGACUGUGGUCUAUAAGCAGGAAGUCAUGUAUUCUAUUGUGAUUCAUGCGCCUCAUGCCCAAGGCCUGUUCUCGAAGUAUCCCCUGCUCCGGAAUACCCAAGAUGCAGUGUGUGAGUUCAAUAAAGACUGCAUUAUCUGGCGUCCACAGGCAAUGAGUAAAACACAUCGUUUCUUUCUGACUGAGGACAUGGAAGCUAUUCGGAUACCUAUAAGAGACAGACAAAAUUACAUGUGGGAUAACAUCGGAGUGGCCUUCCAUGUUCCAUAUGGACAAAUCUUCAGCUUUAGCAAGGAAAUUCUGAGUGAGAGCCUCAGACUCUGUGAGGGCGCUGAGCCAAAACUGAACUCAGGAGAAUUUGUGAAGUGUGAGUUUGACCCCAUCAGGCCUUAGAGUAAAUAAGUAUUAAAAGUCUAAUAUGAGUAUUAAAAGUCUGAUAUGAGCAGAAUGGUUUUGUAAUCAUCUAUACGUAUGAAGUGGAGGAAAUAUUUCUUUUUUACCUGCUGUUUUACUAUUCUGAGAAUAUGUUUCUCUCUGUCCAUGCUGUUUUAAUAAAGCACUGAUGCUAAGGA
Messenger RNA from Megalobrama amblycephala (Wuchang bream), 1290 nucleotides. RefSeq lists its product as uncharacterized. The coding region runs from base 230 to 1111 and encodes 293 amino acids. The transcript has 2 exons. Lineage: Eukaryota; Metazoa; Chordata; Actinopteri; Cypriniformes; Xenocyprididae. The record is from RefSeq and is a predicted model, not a curated record.